UUGAUAGCAGCAGCUUUUGCUUCAGUUAAUCCAGUCCACCGUUUCAGCUUCUCUUUUUCUUUUUAUAGGUCCAAAAAAUUCGAAUCUUUUAUCGAAACAGUAUUAGUAAAAGACUAUCAUCAGCGGCCCUACACGGAUCAGCUUCUCAGGCAUCCAUUUAUUCGUGAACAGCCGCCUGAACGGCAAACACGCAUUGCAAUCAAGGACCAUCAGGACAGGCAUCGUAGAAUAAUCAAUAAAAAAGAUGAAACGGAAUACGAAUAUUCGGGCAGCGACGAUGACGAUAAUCAUGGCCAAGGUGGUAAACCCCUGGAUCUCGCCGCAGGUACUUUUGUAUCUUGA
Gongylonema pulchrum is the source of this 342-nucleotide messenger RNA. The record is from the annotation of a GenBank genome assembly. NCBI's taxonomy places the organism in Eukaryota, Metazoa, Nematoda, Chromadorea, Rhabditida, Gongylonematidae.